Macrobrachium nipponense is the source of this 2030-nucleotide messenger RNA. RefSeq lists its product as uncharacterized. The transcript is spliced from 5 exons. The record is from RefSeq and is a predicted model, not a curated record. Bases 1 to 1311 code for a protein of 436 amino acids. Lineage: Eukaryota; Metazoa; Arthropoda; Malacostraca; Decapoda; Palaemonidae.
AUGGCACAGAAUAUAAAGGCAUUUAGGUACCUGAAGAAAGAGAAAACAAAACCUAGCGCAGAGAAGUAUAUUUUUCGCUCACCUUUCUACCGUGGAUUUAAGGAUAUUCCCAAACACGUGUUUCUUCGUGCUAUAUUGGACAAUAUAGUGUAUCACAAACACCCUCAUUACUCGUACCAUCACCACUAUCACCAUGAACAUGAGCAUCAUGAACAUCAUGAUCAUGAAGAGCACCACCACACCGAUCCAAAAAGCCUGAUAACAGAGGACGAGGUGAAGCAAAGCCUUCAGGCCGACAAAGGCGAGGAAGCCGAGCUGACCUCCUGGGAAGUCGUCGAUUUCACCAAACCAGGGGAUAACUAUUCCAACUACGUAACCAGCAUAGAGGUCAAGUACACCUUGGAGGAUGAGGAACAUGAAGUUGUUUAUAUAGCAAAGGUCAAUCCCUGUAAAAAACUAGAGGGCUUUGAAGAACUGAAUCACACAUUCUUUGAGAAAGAAGUGAAGUUCUAUACUGAAUUAGUCCCAGAGCUCAAUGCAGCUCUUGAGGAAGCGGGAAAGGAACCGCUGCAGAUACCUAAGUUCUAUCAUGCGAAUCUCGAAACUGGGACCGAGCAAGCAUACUAUGAAGACCUUAGAGCUCGUGACUUCAAGAUGGUCGACCGAAUACAAAGUUUAGACGCCGCUCACACUACUUUGAUACUGAAAAAGGCCGGUGGGGAUGAGAAGGCAGUAAAUUGGCUGGAAAGUCUCAAACCACAGGCUUUUGAAAUUCUUGGCAAGCCAGCAGAGAAGGAAGCCUUUGCAGCAGUGAAUCAUGGCGGUCUAUGGAGCAACAACUGUCUUUUCAGGUAUAAUGAUGAUGGGGAACCAGAGGAAGUAAUGCUGUUGGACUUCGAAACUUGCGGUUAUUCUUCCCUGGCUCAUGAUCUCAAUUACUUGAUGUACACAAGUCUGACUGAAGAAGUGCGAAAGGAGCACUUUGAAGAAUUCAUGGGUACUUAUACUGCCGCCUACCAGGAGAUUAUUGAGGCCGCGGGACUGGAGAUGCCAUUCAACGAAGAAGAGCUCACAGAAGAAUUCCGCGAAAACAAUGUCGUCGGAGCACUUUUUACGGUUUUGACUAUUCCAGCCGUCCUCCUGGAAUCCGGUGAUUUACCAGAUGGUGCGACGAUUGACGGAGAGAUGGAGGAAAUACUCGACGAGUUUUGGGCUAAUAUAGACGAAAAGAUAGAGACCAGCCCAACGCUCAAACCAAGAUUUCUGGCAAUUUUUGAAGAAUUCAUGGAAUCGGGGUUGAUCAGUGAAUAGUUGUAGCUUUCUUCUCUUCAAACGAUUAUGUGUUCUGCACAGGUACAAUAGAAAAAGUUUAAUGUUAUCUGUGAAACUACAAAUAUUAUUUCAUGUGGUGCACUGGACACAGAAUUCCUGAAAUAUUUGAAGGUCUCACUGCGCACUUCCGAUACUUAGCACUCAUGUCUUAUCUAGGAACAAAAUUAGCUUGCAUAUGUAAGCUUUUCAGAUCUCUGCUCAUUCAACUUCUUUAUCUGUUCUUACGCGCAUCAACUGGAUUUCUUUUAAAAGAUUCCUAACUAAACUGACUGGUCGCCGCAGGCUUUUCGUACAACCUCAGCGGUGAAAGUUCUUGAUCUUUCAACUGGACAUUUAUGCAUAUUUUUAUUUUCACCACUCUGUCAUGAGGAAAACUAGUUAAAUAAAUAAAGCAAAAGUUCAGCUUUUACACUUAACAUACUUUUUCGGCAAAAAGGUUACAGAUUUUUCAAAUACUUAUCUUUACGCAACUUAAUGAAGUGACAAUGAAAUAACUUGCAAUCAGAGAUUUUUAAUUCGUUGAAUCAGCGGCUCUUUUGCCGUUCAUAUCAUAUACUGCAAGCUUGCUAAUAUACAAUUCUUCAUGACCGUUUGAACUACCAGGUAAUAUAAUUGUAGAGGACUUGGUAACCUAAUUAUUAUAUUGGCGACAAAAUGGAUGUAACUCACCAGGAAUAAAACAGGAAAAACCCCACAAA